AUGGCAAAACUGAGGAUGCAGCUAGUGUGCGCGAUGCUCCUGGCGCUCGCCUCAUGGAGCCUGUGCUCAGGUAAGUCCCGUUACUGCAGCCUCUCUCUGCAGGGCGAACGGCAAGGGGCGCCUCUUUUCGGGCUUGCCUCCCUCUCUGGCGAGGAGGAGGACGCGGGGCGAUUUUAUGCUAAGCUGGGAGAGCCGCAUGCAGGGGAGUCUGCGUUGCGAAAUGCCUAGUCAAUCGCGAAAUACUUGGUCAGUUUCAAAGAUUGGGCGCUCAACAGGGCGGAUGCUGUGGUGGAGCCGCUCUCAGGAGGCGUCUAAACUCGGAGAUUUAUUGCAGUGUGCGUGUGCGCGCAAGACUAACACACAACUUUCAAGGGAGCGUCUGCGUGUGAUUGCCAACGCGCGCGCGCUUCUCCUCUCUGCAUCUGCUAAAAAAACCGGACCAAAUGUACCAAAAUAGUUCACUAUAAGCUAUCUUGAUACAGUUGGCCACAUCGAGGAAGAUUCGUUCUAGGACUCUGAAAACAGAUGAACCACACCUGAAAACGAAUGAAAAAUUCCUAUGGCUUAAUCCAGGCUUGGAUAGGCUUGCGGUGCGCUCAGCCCUACACAUGGAGAAAGAAGGUGAUUCUAGGUCAAAACUGAAAGAAGACCGUUUAAUGUGAAACAAACAGUAGAUCCAUUUUGAAGACAGGCAACUCGGCUCUGGUCCUCAGGUGUACUGUACGUUUGCUGGCUAGUUUUAGGGCAGGUCACCUUUUUAACCUGUAAUUCAGUUCUUUUUUGGUAAAAUACAAUGAGGAAAGUAAUCUCAUAGGCUGUUGUGAGAACGAGGGUGCUUUCAGAUGGGCACUUAAUAUUGUUAAUGGGUUGUUCAAAUAUAAAAGGGUUAUUGUCAACAGGUGGUGCACAUAUGUGUGUGUGUGUACGCACACAGUGCUAUUUUUCUUGAAAAAGAGGUUCACUAUGAAAACCUCCCUCGUUCUCUUCGAAUGGCAAUGGCGCCCACCUGAGAGGUGCCAGAACUGAGUUCCCUGCAUUUUCCCCAGAAAAAGCAAAUCCUGAUUAAGUGAGGUGGAGGUCGAAUUGGGCUGGCAUUUUGAUGCCUUGACAUCUUAUGGAUGCUGUGAAAAGCAUGCAUACCCAGGACACACCCAUCCAUAACCAUCUCCUAUCUGAAAGUACCCUGAAUGGGAUAAGAAUGUACAGUUACUUGAUUUGGCUCAUAAGGUGAGGAAUGGCUGCAAAGUAAAAGAGAAGGUUCUUUCUGAAACUUUGGGCAAGAUUUCCUGAAAGGGCAAACUGCAUCUUUCCAGUCUGUCCAUAGCUGAAACUCAUCAAUGACAUGGUUGAUUUCACAUGAAUUUAAAGGAUCAGAAAUAACUUUUCUCAAUGAAAAUGCGGGUUUAAAUAAAUGUAGCAGCAGAUCACCAUAAAGAUAUAAAGAAAACAUAGGGAUAUUUAAUGCAAAUAUACUGCUUUAAAUCAACUCUCCUCACCUCCCAAGAAUUAUCUUUUAGUAACUUGUACUUUGGAAUAUCAUUUCCCAUAAUGAAAAAAGCUGCAGUGUGCAUAAUGCAAAAUAGUCUGAUAUUCCUAUGAUACACAGAGAGAUAUAAACUAGGGUAAACCAAGUUCAAAUCAAAUGUACAUGUGUUUCAUGACUAUUCAUGAAAUAUUUCAUGGAGUAAAGAUGUAUUUUGUAUUCAGCUGCUUCAUUUAGAGUUCAAAACUGUAUGAUACAUGGUUCAAGACUAGAGCAAAAGUAUUCCCAAUCUCAUUUAAAAUGCUUAUGCCUUAAACCUUUGUAGAUGUGGAUGUAGUGAAGUAGCAACCCAGAAUCCAGUGCAGUUACAAUGAAGGAAUUCUUUUUUUAAAUCAGUGAGGUUUAAAGUUAAACAACACUUCAAUUUUUGUGUCAUGCUGAACCCUAUGAAUCUUACUUUCAUAAACAGUGUUUAGGGGAGCACCUAACAGCUCUCUCUCUUUUUAAAAUCAGUUUUUAUCUCCCUUUUUAUCAGUAUAUUGCAUUUUCCUACCAGAAGAAAUGUCAAAAGUACAUAAACCAUUGUUUAAGAGCUUUACAGAUAUGGGGUACUGUAAUAGCCCAGUUGAUAACAUGGAUACUUUGAUAUAAACUGUUCUCAUCCCAGUGUCAGAAACAGCGCUUUCUCAACUUUUUUAUUUUUUAAAAAUAAAUUCUCUGUUACCAAUUGUGCUGUUAAGUGUUAAGAAAGUUGUUUUGAGAAAAGUGGUAUUUAGAUCUACUUAAAACAGCAGGAGCUGUUUUCUUCAAUGGCACAGCACUUCUCUUUUGCAAAUGUUCUAUUGCAAUCCGCUGUUAUUAUAAAGCCAAGGGAACACUUAUGCAAAUAUUCCAUAUUUCAAUUUGAGAACAUUGCUAUUCCUUGUACUUGAUCAUCUGAAGCACAAUCUAGUGAUAAGUACUUUUAAAUCCCACUGGAUUCCAAUGGGAAGUGCAAGCACUUGCCAAAAAGCUUUCAUUAAAACCAGUGCAGUGCCUUAAGUUUGACAGAAUCAUACCAGUGAUAUCCAUAGACAGUCCAUAGAACAUUGAAUGAUUGCCAUUGAACUCACUGAGCUUUUAAUCUGAAUACUUAGAUUUACAUAUUUAUAGUUAGAACUGGACAAUAAAUGAAGUGGAACACAGCAGGGUAGCAAAUACUACUACCAUUCGUCUCUUUAACCCUUAGGACUCUAAGUUUCAAAAUCUGUUUGUGAUUUCAUGGAAUUGAAACAGGAUACUUUUCAUACAGAUUAUAGUAGCGGUUCUCAAGUGUAACUAUCAUUUUCAGUUGUCAUUAGCAUCAUUAUUCUAAUGUGCACAUCCCUGAAUUGUUUUUACUUAUUCUGGAGAUAUACAGUGGUACCUCGGGUUACAUACGAUUCAGGUUACAUACGCUUCAGGUUACAGACUCUGCUAACCCAGAAAUAUUACCUUGGGUUAAGAACUUUGCUUCAGGAUGAGAACAGAAAUCGGGCGGCGGUGGCGUGGCAGCAGCGGGAGGCCCCAUUAGCUAAAGUGGUGCUUCAGGUUAAGAACAGUUUCAGGUUAAGAACGGACCUCCAGAACGAAUUAAGUACGUAACCAGAGGUACCACUGUAUGUGCAUAGUAUUACUUUUGCCUAGAUAUUUUCCCAGAUCUUCCACAGUUCACCCAUAAUUUUUUUGAAGGAUUGUUUUUCCUUACAGGAAGAUGCACACUAAUACUGUUUUUUAAAUUCACUCACAUGCCUAUAUACUCACAUGUGAGAGCCAGUGGGGUAUAGUGGUUAAGAGUGGUAGACUUGUAAUCUGGUGAACUGGGUUCGCGUCCCUGGUCCUCCACAUGCAGCUGCUGGGUGACCUUGGGCUAGUCACACUUCUUUGAAGUCUCUCAGCCCCACUCACCACACAGAGUGUUUGUUGUGGGGGAGGAAGGGAAAGGAGAUUGUUAGCCGUUUUGAGACUCCUUAGGUUAAUGAUAAAGCGGGAUAUCAAAUCCAAACUCUUUUUCUUCUUCUUCUUCUCCUCCUCCUCCUCCCUACCCCAAUGUUCUUUGUUAUUAUACACCAAGUUGUCCAGAUUCCUUCACUACAAUAUAACUGCCUACUUUGGGCAGCAUUCUUUUAGCAAUAUCAUUUCUCAUAUGAUUUGUAUUGCAAUCUAGCUCCAUUAGAGAUGAUGAAAAAAAUGUUGAUUUUAAGCAGAUGUGGCUUGCACCUAUAAGUUGGCAUCUGUCUGCCACUUAUAAUUUAUACCAUAGACCUAUUAAUAACACUAUUCCAAACAUACUGUGUUCAUGGUGUGAACUUAAUACUGUAAUAGAUAUGAUCAACAGAUUAUUCUGUUUAAAUUUUACUAGGUUAAAUCACUAUGAGUAUUAUUGGGUGGUUCCAACCAAAUUAUUAGUUUUAAGAAGUCUAUUUCAUUGUUGUUUUCAGCUACUGGUGCCCUUGGAAAAACCCUGUGGCAACAUAAUACUCCUUAAGUAUCUUCAUACAUGUUUGUAUCUUGGCCCCCAGUCCCAGUUAUGACUUAAAACAAUUAAUGAUUAAAUUUUAUUGCUAUCAAUGGCACAGUGAACUUGAUCUUAUUCAUAUUUAUUUAGAGAGAAGUCCCAGUACUUUCAAUGAAACUCAGUCUCAAUAAUUGUGCAUAGGGUUGCAGCCUUAGCCACAGCAAACCAUAGCUGCAGUGGGGCCAAAUGAACUUAGUUGCUCUUCUCCUUCCUCUCUUGGAAUGCAAUAAUUUUCCCGCUGCAAUUCAGUGUUCAAAUAAAUUACUUCUUCUUCAUGGAUCGGUCCUCCAGACUUAUCCUUCCCUUGGGGAAAAGGGGGAGGGGGGAGAACUUCAAGACAUUCUAGUAUAGGGGUUGGCAGAAAACUCUAAACCCCAUUGGAACCAUAAAUCUCUUACUGUUUUAGUCACGUGGAUCCAUACAUACAAACUUACUGAAUAUGGAAUGUUUACUGUGAAAAGUGUCCUUUCUGCCAAAAAGAGGUUUAAUGCUAUUUGACCUCUUGGAUUUAAAUAUUUUCAGGAUGUGCCUCUGGGUAAAUGUAGUAGGAACUUAAAAUAAUUAAGUCAUUAAAUCUACCCCCCCAUCCCAAAGAAUCAAUGGGUUCUGAGCCCUAAAAUGGUGGUGGAGCCCUAAAAUGUUGCAGUGGACCAAUAAUAAGCUGCUUUCAUGACUGAGCUGCACUUUUCCAGAGAGAGAGACUGCAUAAAUCAGGGAAUGUGUAUUAAAGAACAAACCACUUGCCAAGCAUUUAUUUUAGCCAGUGCUUAACCCUAAAAUCCCUUUAAAGGAUAUUCCUAAAUCCUAUGUGUUGAAACCCAAAUGCUAGUGAUUUAUAAUGAAAUAGCAAACAUAUGUUUCUGAUUAACUCGCAGAUUCAGAAGAGGAAAUGAAAGCCUUAGAAGCUGAUUUAUUGACCAAUAUGUAUACAUCAAAGGUAAUGUUUUUCCCCUUUUUGCCACAGAAGGCAUGAAUUCUCAAACAUAUUUGUUUUAGCAUACAAUCAUAAAACCACAGUUUUACAAUAUUCUAUACAAGGUACUGUGCAAAAAUUCUCUUCAAUUUCAAAGACAGUAGAAAACCAAAAUGUAUGGGUGAAGGGAUAGUGAAAAAUUGAUGUUUUCUCAGCUGAACUGUUGAUACACGUACUGAACAGCCAGCAUGGAAUUACGGACUGAGGUACAUUUAUUUGAGGAAGAUAUAUUCCUGGGCAGAAUAUACCUGAUGAAAGUUAAGGUAACAUAAAAUCAAAUAAUGAUGUAACUUUUGAAAAGGUGUGCAAUUAGCAUAUCAAGCCAGUGAAAAUCCAUCCCAAGAACUGCUAGUUUUAUCCAUUUUUAGUGAACCACAAAUUGAUAGAAAAAUUACUUCCAUGGCAUGAAAUCAGUGAAUGAUGGUUCCUUCAUUUUGAGGAUAUUGUAUCCUUCAUGUUUGGUCUCAAAUGGAUGGCCUCAGGAUCCCACAGGUGACAUAUCAAAAUGUGGAACAUAUGGUUUGACAGGCAGGUAGCCAAAGAAAGGGUACCCAAGUAAUAUCUCCUUAAUGUAAGUGAAUAGUUAAUGCUUUGCCAUCAAAAGAUUUAUUGCUCGGGUUAAAAGCAGGAUCCUUGAGACACAAAUGGUUAUCCCCCCACUCCGAAAGAAAAUUUAAUCUAAAUUUUCAUCUAAAUUUUGGCAAGCUAUAGUCAGUAUUACCAUUUUCCAAGUCUUUCACCUGAAAUCCAUAUGAUCAGGACCUUUGUCUUUGCUAGAUCAGGUGAUUGCAGUCUUGUGGCCUUCGUAGAAAUAGCAUUUGUGCUGCUAUUACUAAUUGCUCUAAAAGAGUUCUAUAAUAUAAUUGGGGGGGGGGAGAUUCUCUCUCUCUCUCUCUCUCUCUCUCUCACACACACACACACACACACACACAAGCCACAGGGUUGUGUUUUCUUAGGAUGAUGCCUCAAUAAAAUACUUUUUCUUGGUUAAACUGGGUGAUACCUUGGAGGAAAAUUUAGACUAAUCCUUACUGGAAGACAUGAUCAAAGCCACCAAAAGGCAAUAUACACUCUCACCUAUGGCUAGAAGAGUCUUCACACUGAAGUGAAGCAUAGACCUUGUAAACCAGGAGAUGGGAGCCUGUGGUCCUCCAAAUGUUUUUAGACUAGAACUCCCAUCAUGCCUUAUUAUUGGCCAUGCUGGUUGUGAUUAACAUUAGUUGGAGGCCACAGGCUCCCCAGCUCAGUUAUAAGUGGUUGCUGAGGCAUUAACAGCUGCCCUAAAUUACCUAAGAACCAAAGAACCUAUCUGACACAAAAAUGAGCAAAUUGGUUUCAACAAAAAGAGAUGCAAAUGUAAACUGAAGUUGUGUGGACCCAUAAAGACAAACAGAUUUAUUGUGGCAUAAACUUCCAUGGGCGGCUCUAGUCAUUAAGCUUAGUCUUCAAGGUGACUCAUGACUUUUUGUGUGCGUUUGCUACAGCAGACUAACUCCGCUAACCCCCUUUCGGAUUUAUAACAAAGGGAAUUGCUGGCACUUUUUAAUUUAGAUAUUUGAAAGUAGAAUGACAAAUGCAUCAUUACUUCUGAUGUACAUGCUUUUUCCUUCCCCGGGCCACCACCGCCUACUGUCACCUCAAACAGGUUUUUGAAGGCCAACCUCUCCAAAGCCUGUUUAACAUAAAUGAUGGUGGGCUGAACUCUGGCACUCUGACAACUAUGGAUCUAACAAUCUACCAACAGCUAUCUGAAAUAGCAAUCAUCUAAUAAUCUUCCCCCACCCUCUUUUACUCUGAUAAAAUACGUGGAUAGCACAUUGGUAAAGCAUACCAGAGGAUGGCAUUAAUGAGGCAAACCUUUUCUUCUGGUUUGUGUGAUAUCCUUUGGGAUGAAUUAUCAUGGCUAGGUUCACAACCCAUCCAAUGGCCUUAAACUGAACAGCAUAAAGGGAUGAAGAGAAACAAACAUGAAAGAAAACUGAGUUCUACAAACCUCAGGACUGAACAACAAAGUACCCAACUGCCAUGCUGUCUCGAUUUUGAACAUUUAAAAAAAAUAAUUCAGAAAUGUUACAUUUAUUUCUGGCAGGGUGCAUGCACUUUCAUGAAUGCUUUAUUUCUUUUUCUUUUUUCCUCUUUUUAAAUUCGUGUUCUCCUGUGAUGAAACGAUUCCAUGGACAGGGUUUUUCUUAUGUUUUGAAAGCCAGAUCUCUUGUAUGCAUUGUUCACAUUGCAAAUCUUCUGCACUUCAGCAAAUUGCUCCACAACUCUUGAAAACUUCACACCGUGAUUCUCUUUAGGGCUUCUCUAGACGAUGUGUUUAUUGAACAUUCUUCCCAGUUUGCUAGUGCAAAGCAUAUGCAGAGGUUAAAUUAUGGUCUCCCAUUCAGAGCUUUCAUCCUGCUUUGCGUGUGGGCUGUUCAUAUGUCUUUUCAUUAAUCAUUAAUUCAUCACACACUGUCCAGUGCAAUUCAUUUUUGCUCUCCUAACUUCAAAAAGUAGUUUGGUUAUAUUUAUUUAUUUAUUUUUAAUUUUGUUGAGCAACAUAGCCCAUUCAAUCCACUUCAAUUGAGGAAGCCUAAAUCUCUGGUAUGCCCAUGAAUCCCUCCCACAAAAUAGUUACUUUCUGGAGGUACCAUUAUUUUUCAUUCAUUCAUUUUCAUGGGGAGCCUGCUUGUCCCUCCAGAUGUUGUUGGGCUCCAACUCCUAUCAGCCAUAGAAAGAAGGUCCAAGGAUCAAGGACAAUAGGAGUUCUAGACCAGUAAUCUGGAGGGCAGUAAACCCAUAAGAAUAGCCUGCUGGAGCAAGACAAUGAUCCUGCAAGGCCUCUCCUCUUCCCAGAGGGGAGGGGUUGUGAGUGGGAGCAGCUUCCCGCAGCAGCAGGGAGGCGUAUUCGGCUCCCUGCUUCUGAUUUGCCCCGCUGCCGCGACCAAGCCCUUCAGCUGGCCAAUAGGGCUGGCUGGUGGGUGGGGUUAGCUGCAUUUAAGCAGCCGUGGCAGCGCUCUGUCCCCAGUCUAUUCCUGCUUGCAUCUCCCGCCCUCCUUCCCUUUAGGUCAGUUUCCUCUGUGUAUUGACCUUGCUAUGGACUUCGGUUGGUUGCCUUGGUUGCCCAAAGGACCUGGUAGACUUUUUUUAUCCAUUUAGCAAAUUGGCACCAGCCUCUUGGUUUUUUCACCUACCUCAUAGCAACUUGUCACAACUUUCUGGUAUUUGUGGUUAGGCAUUGGAAUAUGUGUACUGUGUUGGAGGAUUGGGCAUGUCCAUCAUCUACCCCUCCUCUUUUGGGUAUUCCAUUAAAGGAAUCCGGCGGUCAUGGAUCCUGUCAGAUGCCCUGCUGGUGGCACAACCCCCGGUGACAUCAUGGGGAAGCUUCCAGUUGUAUUUGCAUCAACAAGCUCCUCCCACUGGUUGUUAACCCUGAAAUGACUCCCUGCUGAGCGGGGUGGAGUCAUGUAUUGCUGUUUUAUCCAAUGCCUAAGCCAAUACUACUCACAUGAUGUAACCAAUAAAGAUGUGGCCUUAUUUUGCCCAUUAACCAAAAAUAAUGUGUCUUUGUUUCUCAAUAAAAAAAUAUCAUUUAGAUGAAAUCCUAAACAAUCUUUCAGAAGACCGGGCUUUGCCACUUUUUUGUUUUGCUUCCUGGACCCAUCUGUUAUUGCAUCCCGGUAAUUAAGUUGUCAAACGAUCCUGCAAGGCUUGGACAGGUUCAGUUCCAAAGUAACCUUGCUUCAAAAUGUCUUUCUUAAUUAAUUAAAAUUGUCACUUCAUGGGUAAAAGAAAUUCAGGGAGGUCUUGACUGCAAUUUCAAAACAAAACUUUGAUAAAUUUAAUAUUGGUGGGAUGAAAAGGCUCAGUUUGUAGGAUGUGUAGAUCACAGAGUGGGUGCAGUCAGGCUGUCAGAAGCCAUGGAUCAUUUUAGAGGGGAUCAUUGUCUUAAAAGAGGCACUACUGGAUCUUAGAAAGAAUCCUGAAUAUGUGGAUUUAAUCACAUAAUGUAGUUCAGUUAUCCAUUGUGGAUAUUGUGAUGACAAAAAUAAUAGAUUAAAUAAACACAAGCUUUUUGUGAUACUAUAUAGAAAACACACUCAUUUAUGUCUGCUAGCAAGUUUCAUUUUUUUAAAAAAAUGAUAUUUAUUGAAAAAAGAUUUUUUUUUAAAUUACAAAGAAAAAAGACAAAACAGAAAAAUAAAAAUAAAAAAUAAAACCAUCAUUUUCAAAUUCUCCACUUUCAUUACCUUCUUUCUAUGACCUCCUCCUCCUCCCUUUUCUUGUAUCUUGAUUAAUAGUUGUCACAGCAAAUCCUUUCCCUAAUUCAUAGUAUUCUGUCAUUACAUUACCUUACUCUAUUUUCAUCUUAUCUUAUAAAAAACCUUAAAGCUUAAGACUUAAAUCUCAUUUUUAGCAACUUCUCAUAACCAUUACCUUUUUACCUAAUUCUUUAAACAUUUUUACAAGAGCCAAGUAAUUUCAUUUCAACAUUUUUCUAACAUUCAUCCAUUUUAUAAAACAUUCCUAAUGAUAGAAAAAAGAAAUAAGAACAAUCCAAUCUUCUUCCAGCGUCCCUUCCUCCUGGUCCCGGGUUUGUCAGUCCUUUUUAUCCCAUUAGUCUGGCACAUUAACCUGGUGAUCUUAUAUCCGAGGCCUUCAAGUCUCUUCCAUGUCCCUUCCACAGCUCUUCUUCAUAUUUUCCUUUCACUCAUGGGAACUCCAGCUUGGUAGUGUUUUUAACCCUUUUCAACAAAUCAGCCCCUUUCCCAUAGUUCAGACUAGACUCCAUGUGGUAUUUUAAGACAUGUUUCAAAUUCCCUCCAAAAUUGGGAGCCCCCACAGCUCCAAACAUCUGACGGCCCAUUGCCAGACUCGGAAAGUCCAAACAUCUCUGCAUGGGGGGGGUCAAUCCAACCCCCCAUUUCCAAAUCAAUCCAAACUUUAUCUUUCCAAAUCUGGUUUUUUCCAAGUUCAUUUGUCAAAUUCAAAGGCUCAUUUUCCUGCAGGGCCAAAAGUUCCUCCCUUUCUGGCGCCCAAGAUUCAGCAACAUCCUCUUCUCUCAACUGUUCUGUUUCGCUCCACGGAAAAAGCAAUUGACUCACAGUACCGCGCCACUUCCCCCUCUUCGCUUCGGAGCCCGUUAGUGGGUUCCUUUGCGGGUUGGGGGGGGGCGCUAAGGGUGCCUGCCGAGUCCCACGGUCACAGGCUUCAUCCGCCUGUGAUUUCUAAAAGGGUCCCCGCUUUGCCGCAGCGGAAAAGACCCGUUUCGCGCGGAGCUGGUCCCUCCAGUUCAGAGGGAGUCCGCCAUUGCCGAUGGCGCCACCCCGGAAGUUGCAAGUUUCAAUCCUUCAUCCUACAAAUGAAGGGACAAAGGAAGAUGUGGGAAACCUGUGGUCCUCUAGAAGUUGUUGGAUUCCAACUCCCAUCAGUCCUGGCCACCAUGGCCCAAGGUCAGGGAUAAUGAGAGCUUAGCAGCAUCCAGAGGGCCACAUAUACACCAUCCCUAAUUUAUAUGUACAAAGAAAAGAAAUUCUGAAUGUUAGAAGUAAGCUUUCCACUUUGAAAAAUCUCUUAAGGCUCUCUUGAAUUGUCACUUAUCCAACAGCACAGAUGUAACAAGGUUUAUUUUAACUGGCAAAAUAGCAGAAGUCUGGGGAAAUGUUUUGCAUUUGGAGCCAACAAUUCAGUGUCUGUACAUCCAUGGUGGAAAAUUGCUCGAUAGAAUGAAAGUACUCUAGAGAGAGAAUUGUAUCUUUUUUCCAAACUAAUUAACAAAAUUAGUUACAAAGUGUUAAUGAGCUGACAAAAAAACCUUCCCAGUGUAGUAAAAGUGAAGUGUUUUGAUGUUAACACACUUUCCUCAUUUGCAUUCUUAAAUGCAAGGAACAUUGUUUAGGUAAGCAGUGAAGGUGAGACUGACUAAAACAGAAAAACUGGUGAUCCGUAAUCGAAAUGUCAUGCUCAAAGCGGGAGAGGUGGCUCAUCUGUAAGUGAUGGAACUUAGAAGUUCUCCAGAUAAAAUGCAUCCAGUAUUAAAAGAGCCAAAGUUUACUUGAGUUACUUAAGGGAUUCAUCUCUAUUUACAAAGCACAAAGACUUUGUAAAUAAUGUUCAAACCAACCUUAGAGCUAUCAGGAUCCAGGUAACAUUUUUAAGAAGCAUCAGCAGAAAUGUAGAUAUUCAAGAUAUGAUUAAAAGUUAAGGACACUGGAUUGUAACCAUUUCAUUUCUACUCAAAUUACACCUAUGAAAAUCUAUAUCCAUUCACUUCAAUAGGUUGACUCUGAGUAUGACUGGCAUUGAAUACAACCAUAAGCUCAGAUCACUCAAAGACUGAGCAAUGACAGUUGGGAGUGGACAGCCCUAGGAGGUAGAUAUUUGAUUAACUGCCCAUGACUGGGUUGGGAAGAUGAACCCUAUAAUUUUUUUUAAUGUAUGCUAUCACUAGCAUGCCAUCAUUUUGGCCCAGAUGGUGAGCUUAACAAGCUGCCAGGAUCUAGAGCUUUGUGAGUAUCACUGUGACUCUCAGAAUCAAGGGAAAUGAAAUUCUGAUAUGCUGAGAAGCACCUCUAACCUUGUGUCAGCUUGCAGCCUGAAUGACAGCUGCUGAAUCUGCGCUAUAUAGGCAGGGUGGAUGGCAGAACAGAAUAGCAGGCAAAACCUAAUCCUCACAGUUAAACCUUCAGCCUCCUGUGACAUAUGAAGCACUUCUUAGCAUACAGGAACAACAGCUAUAUGGAAGCCUGAGAGCACAUUCAAAAACCUUAUUCUGUUAUUCAAGUGGCACUAUCUACUGAUAACAGGCAAGAACAUCUGACAUGCUGUGCCUGUUGAUCUUUCAGAUAAACAAGGCGAAGCCUCCUCAGUGGAAAAUGACCCUUCUAAAUAUCUGUGACCUCAUCAGCAACAUAAACAACCAGGAAGAGGAUGUGGGUGAUGUUGAAGAAGAAGACCUCCUGUCAAGAAGACAGUUUCCCUCUACUCUUGAUGGCUCUAGUUUGGAAGCAUUGUUGACGUUGUACCAGCUUCAGAAAGUCUGCCACAGCAGAACCUUUCAGCACUGGGAGGUAAGUCAAAUCAUGCUGGGAACCCAAGUUUUGCUUUACUUUGAUCAUAUUACUAUGAAAAAACAUUUUUAUUCAUACAGUGCACAGAUGAAAUUAUUUGUGUGUUUUUUAAUGUUAAACAACAACUGAUGAACUUCUUUUACCGGUCCACAAUAGAAAGUGUCCUUUCAUAUUGUAUCACAGUGUGGUAUGCUGGCCUGACAGCCACAGACAGAAAGUCUCUACAGAGGGUGGUGAAUAAAGCACAUGGUAUCAUGGGCUGUCCCCUGAGUCCGCUAGAUGACAUCGCAAGGGAUUGUUGCCUUAGGAGAGUGAGAAAAAUUCUCAGGGAUGACUCACACCAUAGCCAUCACCUCUUUAAUCUUCUACCCUUGGGCAGGAGAUAUAGAAGUAUAAUCAACCGUACCAACAGGAUAAAAAAUAGCUUCUAUCUGUGGACUGUUAGGCUGUUGAACAAAAAAUAACAUAGUGAAAUUGACUUGUGAGGUGGUGUGUUGUUUGAUAAGAGAUUGAGUGCUUGGGGGUGGGGAGGGAGGCUCAUUUAAUUUCAUUGUACACAGGCUGUACAAUGACAAGAAAGGUAUUAUUAUUCUUUUCCAGUUAGCAAGGUAUUGAAUGAAGACCGCCCAUAGUUUAACAGGUCUUCAGGCUGGUAUUUUUAUUCCUUGAUUAGGAAUGUCAUAGAUUUAUUCCUAAAUGAUGAAGGAAAUUGUAUUGGACCCAGUCUUGCCCUUAAACCUCAGAGUCUGACUUCUGAAGCACAGUAUGCUAAGUAAUACUUUAAAAGACAAGGCAUUAAAAAAGUAUGAAGUCCCAUCUCCUUGACUACUGCAAAUCCCCAACUAGUUCCCAUACAUCUAGAAAUAGAUGGAAAGAGUUCAAAAGGAGAGGGAGUGCAGGUAACAUCCAGUCAGUCUUUAUUUCUGCAUGCAAUACUUUUCUGAUCCUUAGGACACGAAGGGUAUUAUUUUAUUAUUAUUCAUUUCACUUCUAUACAGCUUUCUAUUUUUAAGGGGGGAGGGAAUCUCAAAGCAGUUUACAAGACUUUAAAACAUCAAAUAGAACAAUCCAGAAUAAAACAUUCAAAUAUUGGAAGUAAGUCAGAUAUAAAUUAUACAUUCGAAACAACACAAUUAACAGGAAACUAAAAUAUUUUCUUAAAUAUUUCAAAUGAUUUCUCCAGUUGGAGUUGGGGGGGAUCCCUAUUGGGUAACGGGAGUUGUUGGGGAAAGUUGGUGUAAUUGUUCACUCAUGUUGACAAUUCUAUAGUAAUUGAUUAGCUCAUAUUACACGGUAUUAACUUUAGGCAGCAUAGAUGAUAGAUGAUAGAUAGAUAGAUGAUAGAUAGAUAUGAUUCAGAUGUGCUCCUCUCACUAAAAAUCCAUAGGAAAACAAUGAUUCCAUAUUAUCUUGUUAUUACCAACAGUUACUUCAGCAAGAUGUUUAUGACCCUGAAAAUGCAAGCCAAGAUAAAGAUCUGAUGAAGAGGAAAACUCCUUACAUUCUGAAACGGCAACUGCACGUCAACAAAGCCCGACGACCAUACAUACUGAAGAGGAGUUCAUAUUACUGA
Podarcis lilfordi (Lilford's wall lizard) is the source of this 13620-nucleotide messenger RNA. The record is from the annotation of a GenBank genome assembly. NCBI's taxonomy places the organism in Eukaryota, Metazoa, Chordata, Lepidosauria, Squamata, Lacertidae.